Molecule: messenger RNA, 959 nt
Organism: Leptonychotes weddellii (Weddell seal)
Lineage: Eukaryota; Metazoa; Chordata; Mammalia; Carnivora; Phocidae
Gene: PDRG1
Product: p53 and DNA damage regulated 1
Source: RefSeq, a predicted model, not a curated record
CGCGUGCGCGUCGGAAGCUCUGCCCGUGCGCGUGCGCAGCCGAAGCAUAUCUCAAACGGAGUUUGAGCCGAGUCGCAGCCGAUCUGGGUUGAGUCGGAGCUGCUGGGUAUCAUGCUAUCACCUGAGGCGGAGCGGGUGCUGCGGUACCUGGUGGAGGUGGAAGAACUCGCCGAGGAGGUGCUGGCGGACAAGCGGCAGAUUGUGGACCUGGACACCAAAAGAAAUCAGAACCGGGAGGGCCUACGGGCCCUGCAGAAGGAUCUCAGCCUCUCUGAAGAUGUGAUGGUUUGCUUCGGGAGCAUGUUUAUCAAGAUGCCUCACUCUCAAACGAAGGAAAUGAUUGAGAAAGAUCAGGAUCACCUGGAUAAAGAAAUAGAGAAACUCCGGAAACGACUUAAAGUGAAGGUCAACCGCCUCUUUGAGGCCCAAGGCAAACCAGAGUUGAAGGGUUUUAACCUGAACCCCCUCAACCAGGAUGAACUUAAAGCUCUCAAGAUCAUCUUAAAAGGAUGAAACUCAAGAACCAAGAUGGGGUACCAAAGACAGCUUCUCCUCCCCCCCGCACCCAGCAGUCUUGGAGGACCCAGGACUCUCCAGCUUUAUAACCUGCAAGGACAUGAUCUACCCUAUUAGGAGAUAGGCGUCAGGAAUCCGAGCAUCAGAAGCCUCUGUCUGUGGGGAUUGCUGCUCUGUGACGGCAGGAGGGAGCCCUCAGCCUACCAUUGUCUGCUGGGUCCAACCACUGGAGCUGGAUGGACACAAGACCCAUUGAUAGGCCCCGGCAGCCACCAGUGGGGGGUGGGGGCCGUGCCUGUGAGGGUGUGAGAAUGACCACAGCAGGCACUUUUAACAAGGGCCUGCUGUUCAGACGGGCCCCUGGCAGCCGCGGGGAGCAUCAUUCCUGCAUUCCUUUCAGGAAGAGAGGCAUUCUCAAGCAGCAUGUAGUGGAAUUGGAAUAA